Molecule: messenger RNA, 1879 nt
Organism: Helianthus annuus (common sunflower)
Lineage: Eukaryota; Viridiplantae; Streptophyta; Magnoliopsida; Asterales; Asteraceae
Product: probable E3 ubiquitin-protein ligase ARI2
Exons: 6
Coding region: 35-1558 (507 amino acids)
Biological process (GO): protein polyubiquitination; ubiquitin-dependent protein catabolic process; positive regulation of proteasomal ubiquitin-dependent protein catabolic process
Cellular component (GO): cytoplasm; ubiquitin ligase complex
Molecular function (GO): ubiquitin protein ligase activity; ubiquitin conjugating enzyme binding; zinc ion binding
Source: RefSeq, a predicted model, not a curated record
CUAAAAAUCUUCUUGUAGAAUAAUGUAACAGUAAAUGGAUUCUGAUAGUAGCGAUUAUUACGAUGACGACGGUAUCGACGUUGAAGUUUCAGAUGCUGAUUCAGAGAGCCCCAAUGGUUCGUCUUGUAAGGUUAUCACAAAAGAGUGUCUGUUGGCUGCACAGAGAGAAGACCUGCAAAAAGUAAUGGACUUGCUAUCUUUAACAGAGCAUCAUGCGCGAACUCUACUUAUACAUUAUAGAUGGGACGUCGAUAAUGUCUCUGAAGUGUUGGUGAACAAGGGAAAAGAUCGGCUUUAUGAAGAAGCAUGCGUGACAGUACGUAAAAAUGGCCGUAGUUCUUCAUUACAAAGCUCUUCUUUAACAACUUGUGAAGUCUGCAUGGAGGAAGUUCCUGUCAACAAAAUGACCACAAUGGAUUGUGGCCAUUGUUUUUGCAACAAUUGUUGGACAGAACACUUUCUGGUUAAGAUAAAUGAGGGACAAAGUAGGCGCAUUAGUUGCAUGGCUCACAAAUGCAAUGUAGUUUGUGAUGAGGGUAAAAUUAGAAUCAAUGUCGGUGAAAAGGACCCUGAUCUUGCGGAGAAGUUUGAUCGGUACAUUUUAGAAUCGUAUAUUGAAGAUAACAAAAGGGUAAAAUGGUGUCCUAGUGUUCCACAUUGUGGAUAUGCCAUUCGGGUAGAGUAUGAUGAAUUUUGUGAGGUCGAAUGUGCGUGUGGUGUUCAGUUUUGUUUUAGUUGUUCUUCUGAAGCACAUUCUCCUUGUUCCUGUAAAAUGUUGGAGCUUUGGAACCAAAAGACAAAGGAUGGUAUGGAUUGGAUAAAGAUUAAUACAAAAAAUUGUCCCAAGUGUCAUAAAACAGUUGAAAAGCAUGGAGGAUGCAAUCUUGUACUAUGUAUAUGUGGCCAACCAUUUUGUUGGUUAUGUGGUGGAGCAACUGGUUUACGACACAACUGGACCAGCAUACACGGUCACACUUGUGAAGAGGAGCAUAUGGCUAAGGCUGCACGUGCAAAAUCCGAUAGUUUACGUUAUAUGCACCAUCUUGAUCGUUUUAAAGCUCAUAUAGACUCUUUGAAGGCCGAAACCGCUCUAAAGAAGAAGUUACAGUCAAAGAUAUUGAGUAUGGAAGCUCGUGACAAACAAAUCGUGGAUUAUAGUUGGGUGACAAAUGGCGCUGAAAGGCUUGUCAUAUCUAGGCGAAUUCUUUCGUAUUCCUACCCGUUCGCGUAUUUUAUGUUUGGUGAUGUUUUUGUCAGUGAACAAAUGACAAAAGAUAAACGAAUCAUCAAACAAAACUUAUUUGAACAGCAGCAACAGCAAGUUGAGAGUCAUAUCGAGAAACUCUCGCUUUUUCUUGCGGAACCGUUUGAUGAAUACCCUGAAGAUAAGUUUAAGGAAUCAAAAAUGAAGAUCAUCACACUUACUGGUGUUAUGGAUCGCCUAUGCAAGAAUUUGUAUGAUUGCAUUGAUAAUGAGAUAUUGCUUGAUUUGGGAACAACAAUUAACAUAGCGCCUUACCGAUCCAAGGGUGCAGAUAAGGCUGAGGAGAUUGAUUAAGGUUAAAGUAGUUUUCUUUAUGAAGUUGUCUAGCGGAAUAUGGCUGUAGAUAGUUAUUUAUUAGAGAAAAUUACUAAAAUAGACGUUUGAUUUAUCAAAAUUACCAUAAUAGACAAACGUCGGCUAAGACAGCAAAUUUGACGGAUAGCCCGGCAAAUUUGUUGGCAAAAAACACCAUCUAAGCCUUAGCCGGUGAUUAAUGUCUUUCAGGAAAUUGGUAGUCAACUUUGUCUAUUUUUUUAAUUUUCCCAAUUAUUAUUUUAUUUGGAACAACCUUUUGUGAAUUUCUGACAUGUAUAACAAUUGGUUUGUUUGAGUCAA